GAGUCUCCUCCUGUCUACAACAGCCUGCACGCUGCGUGUCUCCUCAGAUGCUGAGGCACUAGCUCAGGAAGGAGGAGGGUGGAGGAAGAGAGAGAGGAAGAUUUCAGCACCGGAGCUGUCCGCCGAGAAGACUCAGUUCCUGCUCAAAGGAGACAAGCUGUACGACUGUACAUUUCCACAGUGGGACCUAGAAGAGGGGGAAGGAAUAAUAAACUGCCGUGCCAUUCAUCUCUCUCGGGAGGGGGGCUUCAGAAUAACAUUCAAGUGGAGUCUUGCCAUGCUGGACGGCCGGGCUUGAGACGCAAAGGACAAAGUCUCCACAUAAGCUGAACAGCAGCCUUUUCACUCUUUACGCCAUGGGAGUGCUCAUGUCAAAGAAGCAGCAGGUGGAGAAGGUGCAGAAAUGCAACGCUGUGGUCUUUGCCUUCCAGUCGGGCAUUAAGGACCGCCCUGCCCCCGCCAAAAAUUCGGACGACGAAGAAGAGGAAGGCGAAGCCAAAGCAAAACCUUCGGCCAAUGCUGAUGACAAUACCACAGAGGAGGCGGAGCCAGAGGACACGGACAAUAACCCAGGUCCGUCCACCUCGCAGCCGGCCAAGGACGACUGCAAGGUCAACCAGGAGUCUUGGUCCAGGUUACGGGACGGGAAAGGAGUGGAACCGGAAGAUCUCGACAAGACCCAUCAGCUCACGCCACCUGCUUUCGUUCGGCCCAAAAGGGAAGCCGAUGACGACCAGCCCGUAGAGGUGGAGCUGAAAAAGAAAGAGCAGCCAUCGAGCGAUGAGAUGUGUGACGUGUGUGAGGUGUGGACAGCGGACGACUUGUACCCCUGCAGGAUCUGCACUCGGAUGUUUCAUGACGGCUGCCUGAGGGAGCUGGGCUACCUGCGGGCCGAGGCUCUGCAGGAGAUGAGAGACACGGCCCACACUGUCACCGGCUGGAGCUGCUACUAUUGUGAUAAUCUAAAUCUGCUGCUAACAGAGGAGGAGAUGUACAGCCUCAUGGAGACUUUCAAGCAGUGCAAGAUCAUUCCAGAGUCCUGCAUUGUGUCAGACGAGCUUCUGCAGUACCGCCAUCAUGCAUCCAAGCAUCUUUUUGACAAGGAUCUGACCGAUGAGCAGGAGGAGGAAGUCCUGGCCCAGUUUGCGGCGCUGGAUCCUGAGAAGAAGGGUCACAUCGAGUGGUCGGACUUCCUUUACUUCGAGUCUCUUGUGGUGUUGAAGAAGUUUCGCUCAGAGAACUCAAUGGUGCGUCUGCUGACCGCCAAGGAGAGGAACACCGCCCGGACAGUGUUCCUGGGUCUGGACCUGGACGAAGACGACGUGAUCACAAGGUCAGAAUCCCGCCAGGCCCAGCAGUCGUGGUACCACAAACAGAGCAAAGACUCGCAGUCCUGCAAUGUGAGGUGAGCAAACCAAAAGAGGGUCAGCAUCCCGACACAACAUGUUUGAAUGCUUUGUGAAAAGUCUAGACUGAGAUAAAAAGGCACACGUCUAUGCUCACGUCUGGCAGCAGAGUGAGGAUCUCAUCUGUAUGCAAACUGCAGCUGGCAGAGGGAAAAGUGGUGUUGGCUGCGUAGGGAGGGAAGAGAGUCAGAAAGAAGACUGAAAGCAAGAUAACAAGCUGUCUACUUUUCACAUUACAUCAUCUCCUUCUGGUUGACAUAAGCCACAGUAACAGUGUCCAUUUUGAUGGCAUUGGGGAUGACACGCUUCUUU
This is a messenger RNA of Notothenia coriiceps (black rockcod), 1718 nucleotides long. RefSeq names its product PHD finger protein 24 (gene phf24). Gene Ontology annotation, cellular component: cytoplasm; nucleus. The transcript is spliced from 6 exons. The record is from RefSeq and is a predicted model, not a curated record. Lineage: Eukaryota; Metazoa; Chordata; Actinopteri; Perciformes; Nototheniidae. The coding region runs from base 357 to 1409 and encodes 350 amino acids. Gene Ontology annotation, molecular function: transcription corepressor activity.